Pelagomonas calceolata is the source of this 2712-nucleotide messenger RNA. The record is from the annotation of a GenBank genome assembly. Lineage: Eukaryota; Pelagophyceae; Pelagomonadales; Pelagomonadaceae.
GCGGCUCAUUCGUCUGCUUUUUGGCCCUGUACACAGCAGCCGCAAGAUCAAUGGCACAGAGAAGCGAGUUCUAGAAGUCUUUGCUGCACUACUGCGACGCACGCUGUCUUCUAGCACCGCGCGCCCUGCGCCAACAACGAAACGAAUCGAGGCAGGCGCCGCCGCAGCGAAAACAAAGCGAUGGCGCGCGCAACCGAAGCCCUGAGCGCCCUCGUCGAGGGCUUCUCGUCGUUUAGCCUCUUCCCGCCCUUCGGACCUAGAGCAUUGGCGCGGUCCGGCGCGACCGCGCUACGCACAAGGCAAGUCGUGCAGUGGGGAAGGGUGGUUAUUGCGGCCGUGCUAGGCCGGCGGAGCGGGAGAAUAGUGCGUGCAUUCAGUGAACGAUGCGCCCUGCCCGAGAUGCCGCUGAGCCUCAAGCUCACACUACUCAUAGCGGCGCACGCGGCUUUGGGGAACGUGCGGUCCGGGCGGACCAUGUAUUUUUGGAGGUUUGUCGCCGGUUGUGUCGCGGCCUUUGGGUGGGCGCCGCCGCGGCACGACGCGCGUUCGAGGAGGAGCGACGCGUGGUCGAUAGCGGGCCGAGCGUGCGGCGCCUCUAUACCAUUAUUAGGGUUGGCCGCGCGGAGCUUCUGGCGGCGUGUAUUGCGGGGGCUGCUCGCCGCCGUUUCUACACAAAGACCGCUGCCGAAGUCCCCCGACGUUAGAGUGGUGUGGUACGCGGUCGUCCAGGCUUGUCUGAGGCAUAAAGUGCGGACGCUGGAGGUCUUGCUUGGUAUUGUACUUGUAUCCUACCUGCUCACGAAGGCGCCUCGUAUCAGACGGCAAGCAUCCCUACCCAUUGUGCGAGCGGCGAGUACCCCCGUCAAGAGAAGAGGUACUGACGAGCCGCCCGUGCCCCGCUUAUAUCUACAGUCCUGCGACAACGACCGGGCCAAAGCCACGGAACGGUGGCGCGCCACCCAACAAUGGCGAAGGGAAAGGAACGUCGAUAGUAUUGCUAUCAGUCAACAACCGAAGUACCACGACAUCAAGCGCGUCUACCCGCACUAUUUACACGGCAAGACGAGGGACGGGGCCAUCUUCAUGUGGGAGCGCGUCGGGCGGCUCGAUACGUCGGCGCUGAAGAGCGGUCGCGUGACGACGGACGAGGCUUUUAGACAUUUUAUCUUCGUCCACGAGUACAUGGCUCGAAAAUAUGAUGGGGAAGAAACGCGCAUGGUCACGGUCUUAGAUAUCGAAGGGUUGCGGUUCAGCGAGGUCAACAAAUUCCUCCUGAACCUCAUCUCGACCGCGUCGGACGUCCUGAACAACUUGGCACCGUUCCGCGUGCGCAAGAUCAUCGUGGUCAACGCGCCGUCGUGGAUCGGCGCGGCCUGGCCCGCCGUGCGGCGUGUCUUACCGCGAGACGUGAGAGACCGCGUCACGAUCGUCGGAAGCGACUACCCUUCCACUUUGUCAGAAGUGGCUACCUCAGAGCAGUUACCGGCCGAUUAUGGUGGUAGUGGACCGCCUCUAGGUGAAGCCGAUUCAGAGUUAGAUAUGCUCGACGCCGUCUGUGUCUUGAACGCCGGCGGCUCGGUAGACUUCCUCGACGAAACUAAAACGGUGGAAGCAUUCGAGGAAGAAGUCACACCACCACCUCCAGAAAUACAGCCUGAUACGCCGUGGUACGCGAAGUUAUUGGGGCGGACGUCGUCGGCGAAAAUCGCCCAUCUGGGUAAUACGGAGGGAGAGUUCUACUACUGCGAGCAACGAAAAAGGUGGGUCCUGGAGGGUGACGAAGAUGAACAACCGGGCACGCCCGGUCGAAGUGUGUCAGAGGACGACGUCGUGCUGGCGAUCCAGGCCGCGACGCUGCGCCGGUCGCUGUCGACGUCCGAGAACUUGGGCAGCCUCGCGCAGCGGACGCAGGACGAUUUGAGGAGGACGCUGCCGAAUCAUUUUUCCGCGCCGGCGCGGGCCGUGCGCGACGCGUCGCCUGAACCGCCGUCGGAGGCCGACCCCUUGCUGAGCUUCGUCCUGGGAUUAAAUCUCGCGUCGGUCUGCGCCGCGAAUUCUUUCUUGGUGGUCGCGGCGCCGUGCUGGGCGCUCGCGCCGGCGUCGCAGGGUGGGGUGGGGUUGCGCACGGCCGACGCGUCCUGCGUGGUUGUUGUCGCUUGUGUGCUCGUGCUCGUGUUGAGAAUAAGGGCGCCCGAAGCGCUCGCAAAAAUGCCGCGGCGAGCACCAUUAAGGGGCGUGCGCGUCGCGGGCGCGGCGGGCUGCCUCGCGACGCUCGCGGCGCCGGCGCUCCUCGCGGCGGCGCGGCAGGAAGGGUUAUUGCCGCGCGACUCGAUCGCGGCGAAGGCCUGCGUCGCUGUGGUGGCGGCGGCAUGGCUCGUGACGGGCCGGUUGGGCCGCGACGCCGCGGCGGCGGCGGCCGGCGCGGCGCGGGGCGGCCGCGUCCGGGCCGUGGCCGCGCUCUCGGACGCGGGCGACGUCGCCGGCGCGGUCGCCGCGUCGCUUUUGUCCACGGCGGCGGCGCCGCAGCGCGGCUUGUAUCUCGCCGCUUUAGGUUAUGCCGUGGUCUACGGCGUCUCGCUGGCCGUGUACCGGCGCGUCCUCGGCGACGUGUCCGACGACUCGGGCUCUGCGCCGUGCUCCAUUUUCCUCGAGCUGCCCGCGCGCGACGUCCAGCGGAUCGUGGACGACAUGACCGAGGGGGACGAGGUCUAG